This is a messenger RNA of Brassica napus (rape), 3737 nucleotides long. Its product is annotated as cation/H(+) antiporter 21. Gene Ontology annotation, biological process: proton transmembrane transport; regulation of pH. Gene Ontology annotation, molecular function: antiporter activity. Gene Ontology annotation, cellular component: endomembrane system; membrane. NCBI's taxonomy places the organism in Eukaryota, Viridiplantae, Streptophyta, Magnoliopsida, Brassicales, Brassicaceae. Bases 537 to 3080 code for a protein of 847 amino acids. The transcript has 3 exons. The record is from RefSeq and is a predicted model, not a curated record.
UAUCAUUUACUUUAUAUUUAUGUGUGUGGAGGCAAUGGCAGGUGGAUAACCCUUGCUUGCCGUAGAGGCCAGUGGCUGCUGAGGUCGGUAUCCUAAGUUGAGGCAUAUUAUUGAACUUUUCCAAAUGUAUUAUAUAAACUGUAAUAUCAUAUUGUUCAUCUAUCAAUUAUACAAAUAUUCAUGUAAUUCUUUUAUUUGAAAGCAAGGAAAACAUCAAAUUUAACCACUCCUUAAAAAGGAUAAAACAAUCUAGAAAAAAAUAAGAAAUAGAAUUUGUGACUAAUUUCAGUCUCAAAAGAGAAAAUAAAAACAGCCAAAAUGACUAGUAGUCACCUCUCUGACAUCAAAACAUAAAAGUACUAUAAUUAGCCAUUGCAAGAAAAGAAGAAGAAAAUGAAGAAGGAAACAGGCUGUAGCGCUAACCUAUUAAUGCAAUGAAAUCAAACACACGAUGAACACAACAUUUUGUUAAGGGAAACGCCGGCCAAAACCUUUGGUGAUCUUAGAGGAUCACGUUUACCUCUGGAUUCCAAAAGAUGGCCGAGCCCCCUACGAGUGACGAACCAAAUAUAACCUAUUCUCUCAGUACGUCUCGGUACGGUAAUAUAGUAUGUUAUAACCAAACGAAUGAGACCCUAGUCGGAGAUUAUAGUGGAUGGCAGAGCGCAAAGUCGAUUGAAACGGCGCUUCCUUUCUUUGUAAUGCAACUACUCAUCUCUAAUUUGACCUACGGCUUAAUGUAUUCUCUGACUCGGCCGCUACAUCUUCCUCCUUUCGUCGCUCAAAUCCUUUGCGGAUUACUGUUCAGCCCGACUGUGCUUGGUAGAAACAGUAUUGUCCUCGAAAAAUUAUUUCCUUAUAGAUACACAAUGUUUAUGGAGACAUUCGCAAACUUAGCUCUCGUCUACAACAUGUUCCUCCUCGGUCUCGGUAUGGAUUUGAGGAUGAUAAGAAUCAAGCAAGUCAAGCCAAUGGUCAUAGCCAUCGUUGGCGUUGUUGUGGCUUUAUUGGCCGGUUCUGGCUUGUAUUACUUUCCCGGUAAUGGAGACCCCGACACGAUCCUCGCAGGUUGUCUCUACUGGUCGGUUGCGUUGAGUUGUACGAAUUUCCCUGACCUUGCGAGGAUUCUUGCGGAUCUCAAGCUCUUGCGUUCUGAUAUGGGACACACGGCCAUGAGUGCAUCCAUUAUUACGGAUUUGUGUACUUGGGUUCUCCUCGUUUUCGGAAACGCAUGUUUUAACAAACAAGGUGUUUGGAACGAUCUGAUGCCAUGCGCGUUAGUAUCAACCAUCGCUUUUGCCUUCUUCUGCAUCUACGUGAUUCAUCCUGGAAUCGUUUGGGCCUUCGCCAACACGGUCAAAGGAGGCCACGUUGGAGAAAAUCACGUUUGGUUCACCCUCGUAGGUGUCGUUUUCUGCGCCUUAAUCACCGACGCAUUUGGGGUCAACUCGAUAACUGGAGCUUUCCUGUUCGGUCUCUCGAUCCCUCACGACCACAUCAUCCGAAACAUGAUCGAAGAGAAGCUCCACGAUUUCCUCUCGGGCUUUCUAAUGCCUCUUUUCUACGUCAUUUGCGGGUUUAGAGUCGAUCUUGACUACUUGCUACAGAACACGACCGUUGGAGUGUUGGUGUUUGUGAUUUCUUCGUGCUUUAUGGUGAAGAUUUUUUCUACCGUCAUUUGCUCCCUCUUCUUGGGCAUGCCCUUGCGUGAUGGUUUUGCUGUUGGUGCCCUUAUGAACACCAAAGGAACUAUGGCUUUAGUCAUACUCAAUGCAGGACGUGACAGCAAGGUGUUGGACGUAAUAUUGUACACUCAUAUGACGUUUGCGUUCCUGGUGAUGUCAAUAGUGGUGCAGCCACUUUUAACCUUUACUUACACACCAAAUAAGAAAUUGACUUUCUAUAAAUACCGAACUGUUCAAAAACUCAAAGGAGAAGAAGAGUUUCGUGUGUUAACCUGUGUCCAUGUCCUCGGUAACGUUCCCGGCAUAACCAAUCUACUACAUAUUUCUAACCCGACCAAGAAAUCUCCUCUCAACAUCUAUGCAAUACACUUAGUUGAGCUAACCGGUCGCACUGAGGCUUCGUUGCUCAUAAUGCACGACGAGUCCAAACCUAAAGUUAACUUUUCGGACCGAGUCAGAGCGGAAUCCGAACAGAUCGCUGAGUUGUUCGAAGGCAUGGAAGUGAACAGCGACGCAGUGUCGGUUCAGACACUCACCGCGGUUUCACCAUACGCGACGAUGCAUGAGGAUAUUUGUACUUUGGCCCAGGAUAAACAAGUCAGCCUCAUCUUAUUGCCUUACCAUAAGAAUAUGACGCCGGACGGUCGGUUAGGCGAAGGAAACUAUGGGCACGAGGGAGUCAACCAAAACGUUUUGAGAAACGCGCCUUGUUCGGUCGGGGUAUUGGUCGACCGUGGCAUGACGACUGUUCGAUCUGAAGCUUCCUCGUUCAAUGCCGAGAUCACAAAGAAAGAAAUUGCAAUGUUAUUCAUCGGAGGCCGGGACGAUAGAGAGGCUUUGGCUUAUGCUUGGAGGAUGGUGGGACAAGAAAUGGUUAAACUCACGGUUGUGAGAUUUGUCCCGGGCAGAGACGCUUUAGUCUCGGCCGGAAAAUUAAGCGUUGAGUAUGCAAAGGAGGCACAAGUGGACGAAGAGUGCAUUUACGAGUUUAACUUCAAGACUAUGAAUGAUUCUUCGGUCACUUGUAUAGAGAAAGUGGUUAACGAUGGUCAAGAAGUGAUCGAAGCGAUUAGAGAAAUGGAAGAUAACCAUUCUUACGAUCUUUACAUUGUGGGAAGAGGGUACAAAGUAGAAACACCUGUAACUGCGGGUUUGACAGAUUGGAGUAGUAAUUCGGACUUGGGUACUAUAGGCGAUACAUUAGCUUCAUUAAACUUCACAUUGCAUGCUUCGGUUCUUGUGAUUCAACAAUACUCAGCCGCCAAUAGACGAACCUCAGAAAACCAUCAAGAACACGUUAAAGGUGGAGCGAAAACCGCUAAUGAAGCGAAAAUGAAUUCUCAUGAGGAAGAGGAUGAUGGAGAUGAACAGUAUCAAAUGGGAAUGCGCAAAUGACAAGAGUUUUUUUUUUGUUUCAUAUGAUACGAUCAGGUUUUAACCCUAUACAACUAUUUUAAGCGUACGAAGUAGUAUUUUAUGGAUUGAAUACUCAUAGACCAAUGUCACACUAUAAUUCUUGGAAAGUAUAGUUGAAGUAAAAUGAAUGUGGUUUUUUUGUUGUUUUGAAAGUAAGAAAGUAAGAAAGCAAAUGACAGAAUGUAAAUGUGAGGUGAACUUAUGAAUUGGAAUUUUUAGGUCUAGGCAAUUCUUAGAAAACAGAAAUAACGAAAAUAAUUGCUAGACAAAGAAUACAAUAAACAUCGUUAUCGAACUCAAAUUUCUUAACUAGGUUAUCAUUUUACCAAAGUGCUAAUUGAUAUUUUCAAUACGAAGACUAUAGCUCCAUCUGAAUUUGACAAUGUAAACAUGCAUUUAAAAGUUAGCUUGAUAGGUUUACAAAACACUUUAACGUCAACUCUCGCUACCUAAAAUGCUUUGAAUUCUUUUCUUACAUUUGCUCACACACUUUAGAACAUUAAACAACCUAAAAUUAUUAACUAGAUGAUUAGUGAAGAUCAAUCAUCAAAACUAAUUCAGACGAAGAAAAACGACAGAUUAUUAUUUUAACUUAUUAAUAUCAACAAUCCAUAACUUUUCUUACAAUCCUAAACU